Molecule: messenger RNA, 1991 nt
Organism: Belonocnema kinseyi
Lineage: Eukaryota; Metazoa; Arthropoda; Insecta; Hymenoptera; Cynipidae
Product: venom carboxylesterase-6-like
Exons: 8
Coding region: 121-1731 (536 amino acids)
Source: RefSeq, a predicted model, not a curated record
UGAUUUAUUUAGUGACUGAGAAUCAAUUUUUAAAUAAUUAAAAAUUAAAGAAAUGAUAAAAAUAUGAAAAAUAUAAUUAAAAUUCAAUAAAUAUACAUAAUAUAAAUUAUAUAUUGAAAAAUGGUUUCUUGGAGUUUAAUUAUCGUUGGAUUGAUUUCACUUGGCUCAAUUGUUGCUAAAUAUAAUCCUGUUGUUAGAAUAAAAAAUGGUACUAUAGAGGGGACUAUUAUGAAAAGCAGAAAAGACAGAGAAUUUGCAUCUUACAGAGGAAUUCCCUACGCACUACCUCCAUUGGGAGAAUUAAGGUUCGAGCCACCAAAACCAGCAGCUCCUUGGACCAAAGUAUUAUUUGCCAAAAAAGAUCCAAAAAUAUGUACGCAACGAGAUGUUUUUACAAACCAAGAAGAGGUUGUUGGGGAUGAAGAUUGUUUAUAUCUUAAUGUUUAUACACCCCAAAUUUCGGAUCCAAAUUUGGUUUCAAAGCAAAAUAUUAGAUACCCCGUAAUGAUAUGGUUUCACGGGGGUGGUUGGCUGACUGGGGCUGGAAAUUUUGAAUCGUUCGGUCCAAAAUUUUUGCUUGAUCAUGAACUAAUUCUCGUCACAGUCAACUAUAGACUCGGUCCAUUAGGAUUUUUAAGCACAGAAGAUUUAAUAAUUCCUGGAAAUCAAGGAAUGAAGGAUCAAGCACAGUCGAUUCGAUGGGUUCGCGAAAAUAUUUUAGAAUUUGGAGGUGAUCCUAAUAGAGUGACUAUAUUUGGUACGAGCGCAGGUGGUGCCAGUGUUCAUUAUCACAUGAUGAGUCCACUUUCAAAAGGUUUGUUUCAUCGAGGUAUAUCCCAAAGUGGAACAGCGCUAUCUCCAUGGGCGUUGAACAAGCCAGGACUAGCCAAAAAACAAGCAAAAAAAUUAGCAAAACUUUUGGAAUGUCCAACGGAUGACUCAAAAGAAUUGCUGCAAUGUUUAAGAACAAAAAAUCAUAUUGAUAUUAUCGCUACCGAUCGAGCUUUUCAGUUUUUGCAUAACAAUGAUUUCCUGAAAUAUUCAAUCUAUGGACUAUUCGAUGGCAAAUUAUUGAAAAAACUGAAUGAAGACUUCGAAACUAUUGCUCCCAUAAGUUUACUUUAUGAGGAUUUCUGCCCUGAAAAUUCUAUUAAAAAUGUUACACAGCAAAUUCGAGAAUUUUAUCUAGCUGAUCGACCUAUUGAUGAAUCUACGAGAUUUGAUCUAAUCAACAUGUUCACUGAUCCCUGGAUAUCUAUGCCGGCAGACAAUUCUUUAAAAUAUCAUUUAGAAUUUUCAUCUUCACCAGUUUACUAUUGUCUUUUUGCAUAUAAGGGAAGUUCAUCCUUGAGCAAAAUAUUCGGAGACGAAAAAAGAGAUUAUGGAGUAUGCCAUGUAGAUGAAAUCCAAUAUUUAUUCCCAAUUGGUGAAAAAUUGUUUAAAAACACACCCAUGAGUAAUGAAGAUCAAAAGAUGAUUGAUCUGAUGACCAGCCUUUGGUUUAAUUUUGCAAAUUCAGGAAAUCCAACUCCAGAAAUUUCUCCCCAAAUUCCAGUAAAGUGGAAACCAGUCAAGACAGAUUCUUUUGAAUAUCUUCACAUAAAAAAUUCGAAUGAAGUUUUCAUGGAUGAAAACUUGUGGCCCAAAAGAAUACAAUUUUGGAAAAAUUUACCUUGUCGGAAAAAGCUUUCCAUUCCAGAUAAAACUCAACUACUAAAGAACGAGUUUUAAUUUAAAAAUUAAUUAAUUCGAAUUCACUUUUUAUAAUCAAAAAAUGAUUAAUUUAUUUUUUCUUCUUGUCUUCCUUUUUCGGAUUUUUAUUUUUGAGCAGGGUUUAAUACUAUUGGCAAUUGAAAUUUAAUCCCCCAGAAACUGGAAGCCUGAUUUCCUAUCUGAUGCACCAGAGAAAAAAAGGCACUAAAACAAACCAAAUUUUGAUAAUUCCCUUGACAUAUCAAUAAAAAUUCCGAAAAAUUAAAUUCCCGAAAAAG